AGCUUAUCGCAUCUCGCUCGUUUCUUUUUCUCGAUAGCCAGUUCGAAGGAAGAAUCCAGAUCCAUUUUCCCAUCGACACCAACUUUUCCUCCUCGAUCGAUUCGUGUAUACCUCUCUAGGUGAAACGCGGCGGCUUGCGACACCUUCUCUCCUGAUCACGAAGCCCACUCCGCUGCUCCUUCUCACAAAGCGUCUCAGCUACGUGCUUCACUCGGCGCUCAACGCACAUCAUCAACCAUGUCACAGGCUCAGAUCCAACCGUGUAGGUACAAGACUGGCAAGACUCUCGGCGCUGGAUCAUACAGUGUCGUCAAGGAGUGUGUGCACAUCGACACUGGUCGCUACUAUGCCGCCAAGGUCAUCAACAAGCGCCUGAUGGCCGGCCGUGAGCACAUGGUGCGCAACGAGAUCGCCGUCUUGAAGCGCGUGUCAAUGGGCCAUCAGAACAUCCUGACUCUGGUCGACUAUUUCGAGACCAUGAACAACCUCUACCUGGUCACCGACUUGGCCCUCGGCGGAGAGCUGUUCGACCGUAUCUGUCGCAAGGGUUCCUACUACGAGAGUGAUGCCGCCGAUCUCAUCCGUGCCACCCUUUCUGCCGUCGCAUACCUCCACGACCACGGCAUCGUACAUCGCGACCUCAAGCCCGAAAACUUGCUGUUCCGCACCCCCGAAGACAAUGCCGACUUGAUGAUUGCCGACUUUGGUCUGUCCCGUAUUAUGGACGAGGAACAAUUCCACGUCUUGACAACAACAUGCGGCACUCCCGGAUACAUGGCGCCCGAGAUCUUCAACAAGAGCGGUCACGGCAAGCCUGUCGACGUCUGGGCCAUCGGUGUCAUUACCUACUUCCUCCUCUGCGGUUACACCCCCUUCGACCGCGACAGCAACCUCGAAGAGAUGCAGGCCAUCCUCGUCGCUGAUUACUCCUUCACUCCCCUCGAAUACUGGCGCGGUGUGUCGCUAUCCGCCAGAGCCUUCAUCAAGCGCUGCUUGACCAUCGACCCAACAAAACGCAUGACGUCGCACGAGGCCUUGAGCCAUGAAUGGAUCGCUGGUCCCGCACAAGGAAGAGGCAACGAGGAUCUGUUGCCCACAGUCAAGAAGAAUUUCAACGCCAGAAGAACACUACACAAGGCUAUCGACACCGUUCGCGCCAUCAACCAACUCCGAGCUGGAGGUGGCAUGGGUAUCAUGGAUGGUGCUCAGUCUCAGCGUCCUGAACGUGUCGAUACUGCCGCGCCCAGAGACAAGGACGGCGACGUCAACAUGGACUCAAAGGCAAAUGGUCAAACUGCCACUGCCGCCUGAUGAUAUGAUUUGCUUCUUUGUGCAUCGAGCAUCGAGCAUCACUCUUUUUUUCUGGCUCAUAGCGAUUCCUCUGCUUCCAUUCGGGACUAGCAGACCGUGGAUAUUUAUCUGUAUACCCCUCCACAUCUGCAGACAGCAUGCGACUUUUCUUCUAUCAUUUAUAUCAUACGGCCAGUUAU
Molecule: messenger RNA, 1490 nt
Organism: Aureobasidium pullulans EXF-150
Lineage: Eukaryota; Fungi; Ascomycota; Dothideomycetes; Dothideales; Saccotheciaceae
Product: Ca/Cm-dependent protein kinase B
Exons: 2
Coding region: 238-1311 (357 amino acids)
Biological process (GO): cellular response to oxidative stress; protein phosphorylation
Molecular function (GO): ATP binding; calcium/calmodulin-dependent protein kinase activity; calmodulin binding
Source: RefSeq, a predicted model, not a curated record